This is a messenger RNA of Chilo suppressalis (striped riceborer), 1202 nucleotides long. Lineage: Eukaryota; Metazoa; Arthropoda; Insecta; Lepidoptera; Crambidae. The record is from the annotation of a GenBank genome assembly.
GCAGCCGAACGCGCUAACCACUCGCACCAUCGAGCUCCUCAACGAUAAAAACGAUAACAAACGAUAAACUGUCAAAUGCAAUUUUUCCUUGAAUCAGUUUCGAGAAUCUAAGCCACAAUCUAUUUUCGGGCGAAUAAACAUUAUUAUAAUUAUUAGAAACGAAUAAGAAACAUAGCCGGAAACGUGCUAAAUUUCAAUCGAAAUUUAGAGUUUCGUUGAAUUAGAGUAGGUCUCAUGGGUUCAGACUAGAUAGAUUUAAACUUUUAGAAAUUAAAAAUAAAAGUACCUAGGUACUUUACUUAUUAUUUUUAGACGUAUAUUCUCUAACGGUUAUUUUUCUCACAUUAAUGAUUGGCGUAUUUAGGUAUUUUCUUCAAUUGUCUACUCAACAUUUUUUUUUCGUUAGAAUUUUUGCAAUGCAUAAGAAAACUGAAAAAAAAAUAGGAUGAAAUUGGCAGUCUCUUUUAAGUUACGGUGUGACCAAGGGAAAUACUAUAUAGGGUUUAUUUUAAUAGGUAUACAUAGAUAUAAAGAACUAGGUUCUGCCUACGACUUCGUCCCCUCCAACUUUCGAUUCAUGUAAAUUUCCUUAAUUUGUUCCAUUAAAAGCUUUUGAUAAUAUAUUAGAAAUUAGGAAAGAAAAAAAGGUUGGAUAAAAAUUAUAAAGUCGUUCUCAAGUUACGGCGUGACCAAGGGCAAUUGGAAUUAAUUUUAUAGGUCUAGCGAUCACAUGCUACCAAUGCAACAGCCACAAUGACUCCCGCUGCUUGCUACAAAAGCUGCCCGACUCACUGCGGUUGCCGUGCGGGCCCAAGGACACCAUGUGCCGCAAGAUCUCCCAGGUGGUGGAGUUCGAGAUGAACGGAAUGCCACCAGAUAGUCGCGUCAUCAGAGGCUGUGGAUGGGACGAGAGCAGUUACAAGGUGGUGGAGUUUGAGAUGAACGGCAUGUCACCUGACAACCCCGUUUUUAGGGGCUGCGGCUGGAACGAAAUCAGUUACAAGGUUGUAGAGUUCGAGAUGAACGAAAUGCCGUCUGACAGUCGCGUAAAUAGAGGCUGCGAAUGGGACGAGAGUAGUAACAAGUACGACAAAGAAAUGAGUCACCAAACUUUGUACGCGUUGGAAUUGUGGCCACAGUUAGACGGUGACACCGAAGGCCAGCGCGCGUGGUCCUCUGAAGGAAAGGGGAGGGUGGAAUAA